UGGGGAGAAAUCAAGGAGGACAUGCCAUCACAUCAAAGGAAACUUGGAGCUGAUCUGCCGACCGACAUAUCAGCUUACGUUGCCGCACUCGAUUGGCUCCGCCGAUUACCAUAUCGCGAGCAGAUUUCUUUCUCUCCCGGUGAUUCCUCCUCUCCUCCCGGCCGCGCGCCCCUCUAUAAAUUCCAGGCCCAUUCGCCGCGUAUCACACCCAUCGAUCUCAGCGGACGCAGAGCUUUGGAACGUGCGAUGGCGGCGGCGGGGCCGGUGGUGCUCCAGACGGACGUGCACUGCCUCGAGUGCGCCAGGAAGAUCAGGAACGCCGUCGGCAACCAGCUCGGGGUGGAGCGGGUGUGGGCGUCGCCGGACACGGGGCUGGUGGUGGUGGCGGGGACGGCGGACCCGGCGGCGCUCAGGCGCCGCAUCCGCCGCAAGAUGAGGAGGCCCGUCGCCAUCCUCAGCGACGGUUCGACGCCCUACGCGGGGCCGGGGCCAACCACGCCGCACUGGCACUACGGCACCGGCGACGCACCGCCCUCCUCAGUGCCGCCAUAUGGCUGGGGCACGGCGCCGCCGCCGCACGCCUACUACUCCUACCCUCCACCACCGCCGCCACCGCCCUCGCCGGCCGGGUACCCGUACGGCGGCUGGGCGUCCGAUCCGGACCCCUACGGUUACGGCACGCGCACCACGGUGCCCACGUGCUCCAUCCUGUGAUCGGUGCCGCCAGCCGGACGUUCGGCCGGCGGCGACGUGCGUGCACGCGUGCUGCAUGCAUGCGCGUCCGAGAUUAGGUCGAAGAGUUUUGAAUUAUUUUUUUUGAGAGAGCAACAGUUUUGAAUUGAAUCAGUCGAUUAGUCAUUUAUAAUGUUAGCCCAAAUGGAUCGAUGGACGAGUAGUCUGGAGUGGUAAUCUUUUUUGAAUGUACUGCUGCCUCUGCAACCAGCCGCCAUGAACCUACACAGUUGGCCUUUUGGGUUUCCGCGUUCGGGAUGAUACCAGUAUUUUUUUGGAUCAAUAAUAAAGCGUGGGUUUCGAUUACUUA
Triticum aestivum (bread wheat) is the source of this 1042-nucleotide messenger RNA. Its product is annotated as heavy metal-associated isoprenylated plant protein 6-like. The transcript is spliced from 2 exons. The record is from RefSeq and is a predicted model, not a curated record. The coding region runs from base 22 to 714 and encodes 230 amino acids. NCBI's taxonomy places the organism in Eukaryota, Viridiplantae, Streptophyta, Magnoliopsida, Poales, Poaceae. Gene Ontology annotation, molecular function: metal ion binding.